UGCGUGGAGGCAACGAAUGUCUCUGUCAAAGCAAGCAUCUGUGCUCAAUUUACUUUUGCAUGCAAGCUUACUUUUGCACUCUUGGAAUAAUCAUAUACCAAAAUCAUUGGCCUAGCCUCUUGCUCUUGCUCUUGCUCAAACUCUCUCGCUCUUGCUUUUCUGGGUUUGAACUUUGAUUUCUCAUCUGCUUUUCUCAACUGAGCAGUUAUGGCUGAAGCUAUUCUCACUCUUGUGCUUGAGAAUUUGAGCUCGCUGAUCCAAAACCAAAUUGGAUCCGUCUUGGGCGUCGAGAAAGAGAUGGAAAAGAUGUCUAGCAUGCUCUCAAUCAUUUGUGCUGUGAUUGAAGAUGCCGAGGAGAGACAACUCACAGAUCGUUCUAUCAAGAAUUGGCUGCAGAAGUUGGAGGAUGUUUCCUCUGAGUUGGAGGAUGUUUUGGAUGACUGUGAAGCGGAGGCCUUUCGAUUGGAGGAGAAUCUUGAGCAAAACCAUCAAUGGGUUCGUAAGGUACGAUCUUCUUUAUCUUAUUCCAGUCCUAAGCAUAUUUACUUUCGUCACACUAUUGCUAGAAAGAUGAAAGAGAUUGGAGAUAGAUUGGAUCAGAUCGGAAAUGAGCGUGUGAAUUUUCACUUGCGAGAGUUUGCGGUUGGGGAGAGACGACGCCAGAUUAGAGAAAGUCGUCAGACUGGUUCUGUUAUUUCUCAACCACAUGUGUAUGGAAGAGAAGAGGACAAGGAGAGAGCUGUUGGGUUUCUGAUUAAUGAUGCUGUCAAUUGCAGUGGCACUUCUGUGUACUGUAUUGUUGGUCUAGGGGGCAUGGGAAAGACGACUCUUGCUCAAUGGGUCUUCAAUGAUGAGAGGGUCAGUAAUCAUUUUGAGCUGAGGAUGUGGGUUUGUGUUUCUGAAGAAUUCGAUGUGCGUAGAUUGAUCAAAGCGAUUAUAGAAUCCGGAACCGGAAAAGCUUGUGAAGCGUUGGAGAUGGAUCCUUUGCAGAAACAACUUCAGAACAUGCUCCGAAGAAAGAGAUUCCUGAUCGUUUUGGAUGAUGUGUGGAAUGAAGAUCAUGAGGAAUGGGACAAGUUGAGGUACGUAAUGGAGUGUGGAUCAAAUGGUGCUUCGGUUGUUGUCACUACUCGUCUAAAAAAGGUUGCAUCUAUUAUGGGAACGGUUGCAAUGCAUGGCUUGACUGGUUUAUCAGACGAUGACUGUUGGUUGUUAUUCAAGCAACGUGCGUUUGGGAGCCAACGAGAAGAGCAGCCUAACCUUAUCGAAAUUGGAAAGGAGAUAGUGAAGAAGUGCAAGGGAGUUCCACUAGCAGCAAAGGCUUUGGGAGGCUUAAUGUGUUUCAAAAGUGAAGAGGAGGAGUGGCUCUCUGUUAUGCGCAGUGAGCUUUGGAAUUUACCUGAGGACAAAACUUCCAUCUUGCCUGCUUUGAGAUUAAGCUACCUUCAUCUUCCAGUAGAGCACAGACGAUGCUUCUCUUACUGUGCUAUAUUUCCAAAGGAUUAUAGAAUAAUAAAGACACAAUUAAUUUAUCUUUGGAUGGCAAAUGGGUUGAUUUCUUCUAAACCGGAACUUGAGGUGGAAGACGUUGGAAAUGAGAUAUUUAGUGAAUUGUAUUGGAGAUCUUUUUUUCAGGACGUGGAGGAUGAUUUUCGUAAUGAUUAUUUUUAUAAGAUUCAUGAUUUAUUUCAUGAUCUUGCUCAAUCCAUAAUGGGUGAUAAAUGUCGUACUAUGGAGGUUAAUGAUGAUACUCUUGCUAUCAACUUGCCAAAAAGAGUUCGUCACUUGUCGUGUACUUCUUCUAGUCAAUUUAGGAGAACUGUUAACAUACCAAGUACUCAAUCCUUAAGGACAUUCAUGGUAUUAACAUAUCCAUCAAAAAGUUACUCAACAGUACAAUAUGAUAAUAUUAGGAAUUUGCACUCAUUACGAGUGUUUGAUGGUGGGUAUGGUACUCCUCAUUUAUCAUCAUUGGUGAGUAACUUGAAACAUUUACGCUAUUUGAAUCUCUCACGUAGUACUAUUGAAGUCCUCCCAGAUUCCAUUUGUUUGCUACACCAUUUGUUGGCUUUAGACCUCACCUGUUGUCGUAAUCUUCAGAAGCUUCCCAAACAGAUGAUUCGCUUAAAAGGUCUCCGCCAUCUUUACAUCGAAGGUUGCGACAAAUUAUCACAUCUACCUCCAUAUAUUGGGCAACUAACUUGCUUAAAGACUUUGACUAAUUUCAUUGUGGAUAGGAGAAAAGGUUGUCAGUUGGAUGAAUUGAACCACUUGGACAUAGAAGGUUCUCUACAAAUCAGCAACCUAAAAAAAGUGAAAAACCCAGCCGAAGCUAGAUUUGCAAAUCUAUCCCAAAAAAAAAACCUCAAACGAUUGGAUUUAUCUUGGCAUAGCAAUGAAAAUGAAUCUGAGGAAAAUGCAAAACACGUACUUGAUGCUCUUGCUCCUUCCACAGAAUUGAGAUGGUUAAACAUUAGCAAUUACAAUGGUACCCAUUUCCCACACUGGUUCGGGAAACUAACAUCUCUUCAAGAUCUUCAUAUAUCUGGAAUGAAGUUAGUGCAGUACAUUGACAAUGAUAUCUGUCAUGGAGACUUAAGAAGAAGCUUUGGAUGCUUAGAACGUCUUUUUAUUAGAAAUUUACCAAAUUUGGAAGGAUUUUCAAGGCAAGAAGUUGGUAAUGAAAUGUUUAGAUGUUUGUCUACACUGGACGUUGUUAAAUGCCCAAAAUUGACCUUACCUAAACUAGGAUCGGUUAAAUCUUUGGACGUGCGAAAUGUUGGGCAACAUGUUCUAAAAUCCAUCUCUAAUCUCCACGGUCUUACUCGACUUCACAUCAAUGGUGAUGACAACAUCCAAGAGUUGCCGAUUGAUUUCCUCACUGGCCUUGGCACAUUAGAGCAUUUAAAUUUAAGCAAUUUUCCUGAACUUAAGUGCUUACCGGAGGGAAUGUUUCGAGAUUGUUCAUCGCUUAAAAGUAUCUGCAUUAAUAGUUUCACAAAGAUCCAAGAGUUGCCAAUUGAUUUCCUCAAUGGCCUUAACACAUUAGAGCAUUUAGAAAUCAGUAAUUUUGAACUCAAGUGCUUACCAGAGGGAAUGUUUCGAGAUUGUUCUUCGCUUAAAAGCAUCAAGAUUAUUAGUUGUAAAAAGAUACAAGCUUUACCUGAAAGUUUUAGGGAUCUUACCGUGCUUGAGUCUAUGAAACUUGUUGAGUGUCCCGUGCUGAAGGGCUUUCCAAGUGGUCUUAAUCAACUCAUAUCUCAACGAACUCUGUACAUGUCAGGGAUUACCAUAAAUUGGUCUAGCAGGGCUGGUUAUAGUUAUAGCCAUUGUGCUUCUCAUAAGUUGGUUGUUCUACCCGAGGCCUUGCAGCACCUCUCCUCACUUGAAUAUUUGAACAUAUCUUUUUUCUUGGAGCUUGCAACGCUGCCCGAUUGGCUUGAAAAUCUUAGAGUUCUUAAAGAAUUAUAUAUAAAAGGCUGCCCAGACUUGGAAUCUUUACCAAUGAGCAUGCAAAGGCUCACCAACCUAAAGAAAUUGUCUAUUCAAAAUUGCCCAAAAUUAGAGAAGCGAUGUGAGAAGGGAAAAGGGGAAGAUUGGCACAAGAUAUCUCAUAUUCCAGAUGUGUACGUAUCUCAUUUUGAUGACGGGAACAAUAUGAAUGAUAUUUGGUAGUACCAAAAUGAACAUGAAUCCGGUCGUUGGCUCAAUUAGCAUUUAGAAAUCUGCUAUUUUCCUGAACUCAAGUGCUUACCGGAGGGAAUGUUUCGAGAUUGUUCAUCGCUUAAAAGUAUCAAACUUAAUGGUCUCACAAAGAUUCAAGAGUUGCCGACCGAUUUCCUCACCGGCCUUGGCACAUUACAACAUUUAGAAAUCCGCUAUCUUCCAGAACUCAAGUGCUUACCGGAGGGAAUGUUCCGAGAUUGUUCCUUGCUUAAAAGUAUCAACAUUAAUGGUUUCACAGAUAUCCAAGAGAUUCACAAGUAUCAAAUUUAUGCAUUAGAAGGAGAUGAUUGAUCUUCGGAAGUAGGAGGUGAGACAUGAAGAGAGAAAAAGAAAGAUAUGGAAAACAAAAAAAAAGAAUUGGAUAAAGGAAAGAGAUCACCGCAAGAUCUUGAAGAUGAUGUAGAAGGAAAAGAACCGGAGCCGGAGAAGAAAAACAAAAAAAAACAAUCCAGUAGAAAAGUGAAACAGAGGAAGAGAAGAGCGCGUCGUUGCCGGAGAAGACGACGGAGAACGAUGGCCGGAG
Humulus lupulus (European hop) is the source of this 4249-nucleotide messenger RNA. Its product is annotated as putative disease resistance protein RGA4. The transcript is spliced from 3 exons. The record is from RefSeq and is a predicted model, not a curated record. Gene Ontology annotation, biological process: defense response to other organism. Gene Ontology annotation, molecular function: ADP binding. Lineage: Eukaryota; Viridiplantae; Streptophyta; Magnoliopsida; Rosales; Cannabaceae. The coding region runs from base 208 to 3675 and encodes 1155 amino acids.